GAGGACGUGGCUUUUCGCGCCGCGGAGGUGGUCGGCGGCGGAGGCGGCCUCGGCCUGAUGCUCAGGGCGGCGGUGGCCCUGCCCGCUGGCACGAGCGACGGCGCUGCGCCCGGGGAGCAGCGUGCGGCGGGCGACUCGCAGGCGCCGUUGACGCCCCCCUUCAGCCAGGUGGAGGUCGUCAGGACGGUGGAGGGCUGGGUCGGCGGCCUCGGCGUCGGCCUCACGCACCGCGCGCCGCAGGAGCUGCUGGCGGCCGGCCUCCCGGCCCGGGCCUCGCAGGUCCCGGGCGCCUUCGUGGUGGGCUACCACGGCGGGGUGUUCCUGGGCGGGGCGGAGCAGCCCGCCGCGUGGCAGCCGGACUCCCUGAGGGAGGGCCAGCGUGUCGGCGUUCUGCUGACCGCAGGCGAGCGGCGGGAUCUGCUGGUCCUCGUGGACGGCGAGCGGGCGCUGCGGGUGGACGGCGAGAGCCUGAAGGCCGCUGGGCUGCGCAGGGCGCCGCUGUACGCCGUGGUGGACGUCGUCAACGCGACGAGCGCUGUCCGACUGGUGGAGCGGUCCUCGCCGCCGCCUCGCGAGCUGUGGAGCGCCGCGUCGCCCCGCGACUGGGA
This is a messenger RNA of Prorocentrum cordatum, 608 nucleotides long. The record is from the annotation of a GenBank genome assembly. NCBI's taxonomy places the organism in Eukaryota, Dinophyceae, Prorocentrales, Prorocentraceae.